CUGUUGCUAAGAUGAGCAUUUUUGUUGUGCCAGACUGUUGACUCAACUUCAGAAGUACUGCCUAAGAAAAUCCAGUCAGGUAUCGAUUGCUGCAAACAUGAAUUUCAAUGAAGAAUCCCAGAUGAUGGCUAUGGAGGAGAUGUUAGGCGAGGACAAGGCCCACGCGGAGAAGCUGAAGCGGACUCUGAGAGCUCAGCGGCGGUGCAGAGACCAGCCCCUGCUGGAGGCGGUUGGUCCCGCUGUGCUGCUGGCGGAGGAGGCGGAGAAGGACCGAGCCGGGAUGGCGGCGCCUGCAGCCGCUGCCCGGGCACCGCGCAGCUUGCCUCCUGUCCCUUCUACCUCAAGAACAAGCUUUGCAGAAUUUUCCGUUAGGGAGCGGAUGAGAGAAAAAUUAAAAGCCGCAAGGUCUAAAGCAGAAAAUACUUUUGCAAGAAGGUCCAAAUCCAAGACCAAGGCACUUAAAAAGCGUCAAGCAGAGAGAGUCAGAACCAGAUGGGAUAAAGAGUCUGAAGAUGAGUCAAGGCAGAUGCAAGAGGAUGAAUCCCAGAUGUCUUCUAGAGUCAAGUUUCGUGAUUCCGUCAAAAAACUCAAGCAAAAGUCACAUGUCCAGACUGAUUUUCCUUCUGCUGAAGAAGCCUAUAAUUUUUUUACAUUCAAUUUUGAUCUUGAGCCAGAGAAUAUGAAGGAUGAAACUAAGAGCAAAAAGAAGAGUGAAUCAAAUCAGGAGGAAGAGGAAGGGAAAGAACAGGAAUCUAUAGUAAGCCAUCAGCAAGAACAAACAGAGGAUGGAAUGGAUGAAGAGGACUGCCUUGUUAAUGAUAGAGAAGAUUUAUUCAUUAUGGAUCAAAUGGCUUGUGAUUUUCUAGUAGUAAAACCUGCAGACUACAAAAGCUAUUCUGAGCGACUACAGAAGGAAAGAGAAAUUUUGUUCACUCCAAGCAUCCUAACAGUGCCUAUGUCUCAGAAGGUGCCUGAAAACAUGCAGCCGAGGUACCUAGAAGAUGAGGGUCUUUACACAGGAGAAAGGCCCAUAGUGUCACUAUCUAAUCAAAACAUUCUAGAGAACAGAAUGCUGAGACAGGAGCAGGGAAAAAGGUGGUUUGGAGAUGAUGGCAAACUCUUAGCAUUGCCUAGUCCAAUUAAACAAUCUUCUACGAGACCGCCAAUAUUUUCAUUGGAGGAAGGCAUAGAACCAGAACUUGAAACAUUAUAUAGAAAGGCAAUGAAACCUAUGCAUGCCAACCAAUAUAUUGUUGGAUCUGGGGACCCUCAGGGACAGUUUCAACUGGACAUUGAUAUUUCUGGGUUAAUAUUCACCCAUCAUCCCUGUUUUAGCCGUGAACAUGUUUUGGCAGCCAAAUUGGCUCAGUUGUAUGAUCAAUAUCUAGCAAGAAGACAGCAAAACCUUACCAAACUCCUUACAGAUAAGCUGCAUGCUCUGAGGAAUGCUGUACAGAGUAGUUUGGACAACAGUGGAACCAAUGUCCCAAAUUCUGUAGCACAACAGAGCGUAACUGAAUAUAAAUUUGUAAUCAGACAAACCAGAAGACUUCGUGAUGCAGAACAAGAAAAAGACCGAACGUUGCUGAAGACUAUUAUAAAAGUUUGGAAAGAAAUGAAAUCCCUGCGUGACUUUCAGAAGUUUACUAACACACCCAUGAAACUCUAUUUGAGAAAGGAAGAGGUUGACCAGAGAUCAGAUAAAAAAAUCUAUGAAGCAGAAAUUCAGGCUGAAAUAAAUGAACUAUUAGAAGAAUACAUGGAAGAGUAUGAAAAGAAAAUGGAAGAAUACAAAACUGAGCUACAAGAGUGGAAAUCUUGGAAAAAGGCACAGAAGACCAAGAAAAAAAAGAAAAUAAAACAAAGUCAAGACCAAGAGGAAGAAGAAGCAGAGAACUCAGAAUAUGGUGAGGAACCAGUAAAACCCAUCCCUCCUAAGCUGGCUGAUAGCCUGGAGGUAGAGCAACAAGUUAGAGAAAAAGCCAUCAACAUCAGGAGGAAACCUGGAGAACCUGUUUUAAUUCCUGAGUUGAGCCUGACGGAAAGUGUAACUCCUAAUGAUCUGUGCCCCAGGGCAGAAGUUUUAAGACGAGAAGAUGUAAAGAAACGUUCAGUGUUUUUAAAAAUUCUUUUCAACACUAAAGAAGUGUCGAGGACCAUCACCCGGCAAAUAAGCUCAGACUUCAGAGUUCACUUUGGACAAAUUUUCAAUUUGAAAAUAUUCAAUUGGCCAGAGAGUUUGAAACUUCAGAUAUAUGAAACAGUGGGAUUCAGCAGCACUAACUUGUUAGCAGAAAUGUUUAUACCUGUCCCUGAGACUACAGUUCUCACUGGUAGAGCUCGUACAGAAGAAAUAGAGUUUAGCAGCAACCAGCGUGUGAUGUUGGACCAUGAAGGAGUUGGGAGUGGCGUGCCAUUUUCAUUUGAAGCUGAUGGUAGUAAUAAGAUUACUUUAAUGACCUCUGGCAAAGUGUCCAAUAGUGUUUCCUGGGCAAUUGGAGAAAAUGGAGUACCCUUAAUUCCUCUAGUAUCACAGCAGAAAACAGGGAUUCCAAGUGCUUUAAAAAAUAUUGAUGCUGUUGCGUCUAUUGGCACUUCAGGCUUAACCGACAUGAAGAAACUAGCCAAGUGGGCAGCAGAAACAAAGCUGGAUCCAAAUGACCCAAAAAAUGCAGAUCUGAUGCAGUUGAUAAUGGUUGCCACUAGUGGAGAUGCUUGUGUUCCUGGUUUCUUCAGACUGGAGCAAUUGCAGCAAGAGUUUAAUUUUGCUUUAGAUGAGGAACUUAACAGAUCAAAAAGAUUCCAACUCCUACAACUCAGACACAGAGAGGUGGCAGAGUUCCGAAAUUAUAAGCAAGUCCCUUUACUUGAAAGAGAAAUAACUGAAAAACUUUUUGAAAACUAUGAGAAAAGGCUCCAUGAGAGGGAUGUAAUUGACAGCAAAGAUCACCUAGAUGCACACAGAGCUUUAGUUGCCAAGUAUCUCCAGAAGGUUAGAGAAUCAGUGAUAAACCGGUUUCUAACAGCAAAGCACCAUUUCCUUCUUUCUGACUUGGUAAAUGAAGAGGAGGUUCCUAGUCUUGGUAAUUUAGGACUCAGUCUUUUUAAACUGGCAGAGCCAAAGCGACCACUAAAGCCAAGAAGAAAGGAGAGGAAGAAAGUUACAGCACAGAAGCUAUCAGAUGGAGACAUAAAUCUUUUAGUGAACAUUAUUAGAGCUUAUGACAUUCCAGUGAGAAAACCUGUUUUAAGCAAACUUCAACAGCCAUCCAGAUCUUCAAGGUCCUUUAAUGAGAUGUUUGCAGCAUCUCCAUCACCUCAGAGCCCAACCCACAGCAUUGAUUGGACUUUCAACCAGGUUUUAGUUCAUCCUUUUGUAGAAGUUUCUUUUCAGCGAACAGUCUGCAGGACAACAACAGCAGAGGGGCCAAACCCCAACUGGAAUGAGGAACUUGAACUUCCAUUUAGAGCUCCUAAUGGUGACUACAGCACCACAAGUUUGCAAUCAGUGAAGGAUGAAGUGUUCAUUAACAUUUUUGAUGAAGUACUCUAUGAUGUCUUAGAGGAUGAUUGUGAAAGAGGAAGUGGAAUCCACACUCGUAUUGAGAGACAUUGGCUGGGAUCUGUUCGGAUUCCGUUUUCUACCAUAUACUUUCAAACAAGGAUUGAUGGCACAUUUAAGAUAGAUAUUCCUCCAGUACUCCUCGGCUACAGUAAAGAAAAGAACCUAGGAAAUGAGAGAGGUUAUGAUUCUGUCCGAAGUCCGAGCGAGGGGUCCUACAUAACAGUGUUUAUUACUAUUGAACCACAGCUUAUUCCUGGAGAUCCAGUUCGAGAAAAGACUAUGUGCAAACAGAUCUGAUUUCUCUUAUGUAUUUUGUUAUUCAUAAUUACAUACCAUUUUUUGCAAGUGUUAUAAUGUCUCUGGCUUCUUAAUCAUAAUUUGAGCUGUCUUGCUUAGUUGAGAUUGAACACAUAUUUCAGAUGAUUUUGUAUGUUUUCCUCACCUAGAUGAGCGUGACUCAUCAGUUUUCUGGUUAAAAGGUCAUUAAAAAAUAAGUUUAAUUUUCACAUUCCAUAACUGUUUGAACAUACAAGCUUAACAUUUGCUUCCCACAAGCAUUCGUCCUAGUAAACCUUGAUCACACAAGUAUUUGGGGAAAGAGAACACAAAAGGGAUGCAAAGUAAAUUAAUUCAAAACUUGCAUUAUUCACUGUUCACUAGUUAUUAUAUUAUGCCAUUGUCAUCUCCUGUCCUGUAAAUCUCUUGAAGAUAUUUCUAAGUAGGAGGUUUUUUUUCAUUCUUGACCUAGUUCUUUUACUUCCUUCACCAAACUAAAAGGACAUGCUUGUGCAACAGAAAAAUCCUGUGUUCAAAAAACAACCCCUCUCCCAAAAUCUCGUCACUUCUUGUACCCUUAUGCAAUUAAUUCUCAGGGCAUGUCUACACAGGAAAAGCUAUCCAGGCAUGGCCAAACUAGCUUAAAUCCAGCUUGUGGGGGUAACAACGGCAGUAAGACAGCACAGCAUAGGCUUCAGAGUGGGCUAGUGAGCUGACUACAUACCUAAGGUGCAUAAGAGCAUGUACUGCCCACGAUACACUGUCUUCACUGCUACAGUUAUUCACAUUAGCUGGAUUCAGCCUAGCUUGGGUAUGCUUUUUGUGCACAGCUUUUGCUGUGUAGACAUACUCUGAGAUACAGUCAGUCGGGAUUUAUCCAUGUUGCUUCUGCACAAACAGCAGCUUCUCAUAUUUUGCUUUGGACUUAACUGCUCCAGUAGCAGUUUAUUUGAAGAUGAAGAGGAUUUGGGGAGGGGGGAUCAUAUCUAUGUAUUAUACAAAAUUAAAACUAAGCAAAUUUUGAACUCUGGAAAUACAAUUCAUUUUUUACAGCAUUGAUCAUUGCAUAAACGACUAAAGCAAACUUUGCUCUCCUUCUUAUGGAAUUACAGUCUCAUAAGUUCAUAUUGUUUGUUCAGUACUGGUCAUAGUCCAGUCUACUGUGCGAAUUGUGCCAAUGUAAUGCCAUGAAAAACAAAGAAAAGGAAACAGGAUUUGUAAUUUUGUUCUUUCGUGGGUAAAUUCAAUGGGUUAAUUAGCUUAGUGCCAUGGCAAAUUAGCACUAAUAUAUGAAGCUGUAAAGAUUUACACAACAGCCUUGACACAUCAUUAAUAUACCAGGUCACUUCCACAGUUCUAUUCUAUAUACAAUAAUUAACUGCAGAGCGAAAUGUUGUAAGUUUUAUGGAAAACAAAUGACUUUUUUUAUAUAUAUAUAGACCUGUCGCCGAUAUUUUUUUAGAAUGAAACAUAGUUACAAUUCAAAUAAAUUCCUGUCUAAAGGUAUUUCUUCAUAAAUGAAAUUUAGAGUUCAUUGUGAAAUAUCAUAGACUAUAUAAUUAUGAAGUUUGAUAUUUCUGUUAAAAGAAAACUGUGGCCAAAUUUUAUAAUUUUGUGCAGAUA
Messenger RNA from Chelonoidis abingdonii (Abingdon island giant tortoise), 5464 nucleotides. The record is from RefSeq and is a predicted model, not a curated record. Lineage: Eukaryota; Metazoa; Chordata; Testudines; Testudinidae.